GGGACUUCCGCUUAGCAAUUUGUGUACGGAGGGGGAAGGAGAGAGCACUGUUGUUCUCCUCAGCAAACGCUUUGGCGAAUUAUUGAGUUCAGAUUUGAAUGAUCACAGUAUUUAUCGAUCAGACACAUUCAUACCGAGAUGUCGGACGACUUGAUGAAACAGCUUAAUAGCUACAAAGCACAACUGCAGCAAGUAGAAGUCGCUUUAUCUACCGACCAAGAGAAUGAAGACCUCCUAAAACUCCAAAAAGACUUACAGGAAGUCAUAGAUUUGACAAAAGACCUUCUGACCUCACAGCCCACUGAGGGUGCUUCCAGUGCCAAUGGCUCAGAUACUGUCCCCCAGAAGCACGUCUGGAAAUUGGGGGACAGGUGUCUGGCUGUGUGGAGUCAGGACGGACAGGUGUAUGAGGCUGAGAUUGAGGAGAUAGACCGAGAAAACGACACUGCAGCUGUUACCUUCACUGGCUACGGGAAUGCUGAAGUGAUCCCUCUGCAGAACCUCAAAGUACUAGAGGAGGGGAAACGUCCCGAUGACGAUGGGAAGCCCAAAUCAAAGAAAGAGCAGAUAGCAGAGCAGAGAGAGUACAAGAAGAAAAAAGCCCAGAAAAAGGUACAGAGGAUGAAGGAAUUGGAGCAAGAGAGGGAGGAACAAAAGUCCAAGUGGCAACAGUUCAACAACAAAGCCUACUCAAAGAACAAGAAAGGACAGGUGAAGAGGAGCAUAUUUGCAUCUCCAGAGAGCGUAAAUGGAAAGGUGGGAGUGGGCACAUGUGGUAUUGCAGACAAGCCAAUGACCCAAUACCAUGACACGUCAAAAUACAACGUCAGACAUCUAAUGCCACAGUGACCUAAUAUAUUCUGUAUAUAAUAACCCCACUGUACACCAGCUGUAUCAGUGCUUUCCAUUGUGUUUAUACAUGAUUUAAGUUUGUCAAGUAAAGAAAGCUUUGAAAGGAAUUGCUUGCACACUAUCGUUUGAAAUGUUGAUGUAGUUUUCCUAUAAUAUUAUUGUAGGUAGAACAAAAAUAUCCAAAUAGUCAGGAUUUUUUUUCCUGCUUUGGAACCAGGUGACCUGUUACGUACGAAAAACAGGAAGUGGUCUUUAGAAAAGCUGUAGAGUUUGCUGUUUGUGUCCAGACUCCACAGAGGCCAAAUACCUGCUAAAAUGUGUAUAACUAUACAGUUAGAGAUUUGGUGUGUAAAUGUGAGGCUGGAUUUUAAACGCUGACCAGUUCUUGGCGAGUAUGAACAUUAAUAAUGGUGUUAAUUUGAAAUGGCUGAAUUUACAUUUUAAUUUCUGUAUAUAUAUAUAACAGUAAAAUAAACAUUGUUUUGUUUUCAGUUUUAUAAAUAA
Molecule: messenger RNA, 1356 nt
Organism: Scomber japonicus (chub mackerel)
Lineage: Eukaryota; Metazoa; Chordata; Actinopteri; Scombriformes; Scombridae
Gene: smndc1
Product: survival motor neuron domain containing 1
Exons: 6
Coding region: 139-849 (236 amino acids)
Biological process (GO): mRNA processing; regulation of alternative mRNA splicing, via spliceosome
Cellular component (GO): precatalytic spliceosome; nucleus; cytoplasm
Molecular function (GO): RNA binding
Source: RefSeq, a predicted model, not a curated record